This is a messenger RNA of Talaromyces marneffei, 1386 nucleotides long. RefSeq lists its product as uncharacterized. The record is from RefSeq and is a predicted model, not a curated record. Gene Ontology annotation, biological process: very long-chain fatty acid biosynthetic process; fatty acid elongation, saturated fatty acid; fatty acid elongation, monounsaturated fatty acid. NCBI's taxonomy places the organism in Eukaryota, Fungi, Ascomycota, Eurotiomycetes, Eurotiales, Trichocomaceae. The coding region runs from base 1 to 1386 and encodes 461 amino acids. Gene Ontology annotation, cellular component: endoplasmic reticulum membrane. Gene Ontology annotation, molecular function: fatty acid elongase activity. The transcript has 6 exons.
AUGCGUUUGGCAACAAUCAGUCAAGAUGUUUCGGCAGGGAAAGCACGACCUGUACCGUCACCACCUUCCUCCAAUAUGCAUCUACCUGUGGCGUGCAAUAGCCGACGACUCGGCCUUGCUGUUAUCUUCUGCAAGGUCAUUCUGAUUGCACCAUCCUCAAUCACCGUCGAACUGGAUCCGUGUACUGGGAUAUCACUAGCGAGCACUGGACACUGUUAUGCCAGUGCCAGAGUGGGUCGUCUAGGGCUUCAAUACGCAGAGAACCGGGAACAUUUCACCGGCUUUGCAGCCAUCUCGCCGUGUAAUAGAAUCAACAACGCCUCAUUCCCUCCAACCCGUAUCUUUAUUCAGUGCACACAAAGCUUCAUCAACAUGUCGGCAACCACGAUUGACGCCGUUUUGGGCCCAAUUCUUCUUAAGAUCUCGCCGUGGUCGCUCUUUGACCAAGCAUGGACCAUGAUCAUGGACUAUUCCCCAGAGGAAUUCCGUUUCACUCAAGAGAAAAGUCCCAUGAGCACCUUCAAGGAGACCGGUGCUAUGAUUGCGUUCUACUAUUUGACAAUUUUCAUCGGUUAUCGGUGGAUGAAGAAUCGCGAACCAUUCAAGCUAUCUGCUCUGUUCAAAAUCCACAACCUCAUAUUGACCGCUGUCAGCGGAGCAUUGCUUGUCCUCUUCCUCGAACAGCUUGUUCCUUCGCUAUGGAACAACGGCUUGUAUAAUUGUAUCUGUAGUAGCCCAGGUUGGACUGACAAACUGGUCGUCCUCUACUACUUGAAUUAUCUCACCAAGUACGUUGAGCUGCUAGACACUGUUUUCCUCGUGCUGAAGAAAAAGCCAUUGACUUUCCUGCAUACCUAUCAUCAUGGAGCCACCGCCUUUCUAUGCUGGACACAACUGGUCGGAAGAACGCCUGUAUCUUGGGUGCCAAUCACACUGAACUUGACCGUCCAUGUAGUCAUGUACUGGUACUACUUCCAGAGUGCCCGUGGAAUUCGUGUCGGAUGGAAGGAGUGGAUCACUCGUCUCCAGAUCAUUCAAUUCGUUCUUGAUCUAGGCUUUGUUUACUUUGCCACAUGGGACUUUUACGCGGACGAAUGGGGUCUUGAUGGUCUGCACGUUGGACGCUGCGACGGCGAGUUAAUGGCAGCGGUCACCGGCUGUCUUACUCUUAGCUCAUACCUCGUUCUCUUCAUCUCCUUCUAUAUUGCUACCUACCGGAAACCCAGCACUCGCGGUCGCAAGGCACUCACAGUCAAGAAGGAUCAAGCUGUCACUGCGACUGGACGCGCUGCAGAGACAUUGAAAUCAGCUCGUAGCCGAUUUGGCACCGCCAGUAUGGAUUCUGUUGAAUCCAGCAAGAGCCAAUGGGCUGUCUCCCGCGAUUGA